Molecule: messenger RNA, 795 nt
Organism: Lasiosphaeria miniovina
Lineage: Eukaryota; Fungi; Ascomycota; Sordariomycetes; Sordariales; Lasiosphaeriaceae
Exons: 2
Source: RefSeq, a predicted model, not a curated record
GUCAAGGACGUCCGCCGGGUCAUCCACGCCCUGACGCAGGGGACCCCCGACGAGCAGCAGGAGGCCCUCUACCGGUACUACGCGCCGUCGGCGUCGUUUGUGCACCCUUUCUGCCGCGUUCCGUCUUUUCAGGGCGUCCGCGUUCCUGGCUACGGCCAGUUGGACUCGCGGACCUUGAUCCUCUCCGUCUUGAAGUGGCAGAUCCUCAGCCCCAAGAUCGACAUUAAGGUCGAGUCGUCCGUCUUCGACCAGCGCGCCAACCUCUUGUACGUAACGUCGGCGCAGACCUUCUCGCUCUGGUUCGUGCCGUCCCACAAGGCGCCGGUGCGCCUCGUCACGGUCCUGUCGCUCGUCCCGUCAGACGCAAACGGCCACCACAGCAGCAACAGCACCACCGGCGGCGAUCGUCAGGUCAACGGAGUGCACGACGAGUCGGACGGCGACGAGCCCGAGGAGCCCAGCUACGCCGACGUGCUGUCGGCGGCCCCGGGCGCCACUACCGGAAACCUCGACGGGCACUCGGCCGCGAACGCCGUCGCCGAGCGGACCCAGCCGCCGCUGCCGCCCAAGAAGGCCAACAACAGCAGCCAGCAGCAGGUUUCGUCGCCAACAUCGUCGCCCUCAUCCCGCCCGCGGUACCUGAUCCAGAAGCACGAGGACUUCUACCAGGUCAACGAGUUCCUCAAGUUCCUGUUUAUGGCCCCCGGCGCGGCCGUCUGGGCCGCCUGGCAGCUGUUCAGUACGCUCCUGUGCGUGGUCGGCGCGCUGCUGCUCGCGCCGUUGAUGCACGUGGUC